Cryptococcus amylolentus CBS 6039 is the source of this 231-nucleotide messenger RNA. RefSeq lists its product as hypothetical. The transcript is spliced from 4 exons. The record is from RefSeq and is a predicted model, not a curated record. Lineage: Eukaryota; Fungi; Basidiomycota; Tremellomycetes; Tremellales; Cryptococcaceae. Bases 1 to 231 code for a protein of 76 amino acids.
AUGAUACUCAACGUCUCGUCCUCCGCGGCUUUCGAAGACUUUACUGCGAGCGAGGUCCGGGCUGAUAAUGCUGAGAUGGUUGCUGGUUGCUGCACGGGAGUUCAGGGCCAGUGUGCCUGCAACAAUCCCUCUGUCAAUUCUGCUCAAGCGCUCAUCAAGGACGAUAUCCGUGCAGAGACAAUCGAUGGGGGGUACCGAUUUGACUUCGACGCCGACGUGGAACCAGCGUGA